Messenger RNA from Macadamia integrifolia, 1850 nucleotides. RefSeq names its product probable pectinesterase/pectinesterase inhibitor 51. The record is from RefSeq and is a predicted model, not a curated record. NCBI's taxonomy places the organism in Eukaryota, Viridiplantae, Streptophyta, Magnoliopsida, Proteales, Proteaceae. Gene Ontology annotation, molecular function: pectinesterase activity; pectinesterase inhibitor activity. Gene Ontology annotation, biological process: cell wall modification. The transcript has 2 exons. Bases 28 to 1683 code for a protein of 551 amino acids.
AAACCCUCCAUUUUGCUCUUCCUCGCCAUGGCCUGCCUUAUCUCUAUCACCCUCCUCUCCUUCCUCCUCAUCUUUUCCCUCUCCUCUGCAAAAGCCUAUCAUCAUCUAUAUUCAUUACCGAACCAGAAACCCAUUCCAAAAUCUGCUUCCGCCUCUCCAGAGAUCAUCCGCCAAGCCUGUAAGGCAACCCGGUUUCCGGACUCAUGCGUGGCCACUUUAAUUCAAUCCUCCAAUCUAACUCAGAAUGCGAAACCCAUCGAGAUCGUCCAAGCGGCCAUGUCCAUCUCGGCUCAGAACCUCAAGACAGGUCAGUCCAUGGUGAAGAACAUCCGCGACACCUCUUCCGGCAAUCUGAACCGCUCCAAGGCGGCCACGACCUGCCUGGAGAUCCUACAUAACUCGGAAUACCGGCUCUCAUCGGCGGCUGACGUCCUUCCACGUGGCAGGAUCAAGGACGCCCGUGCUUGGAUGAGCGCGGCUCUUUGCUACCAGUACGAUUGCUGGUCAGCCCUUAAGUACGUCAACGAUAGUCAAACUGUCAACCAAACAAUGGCGUUUUUCGAUUCGUUGAUUGGGCUGACCAGCAAUGCUCUUAGUAUGAUGAUCUCCUACGACCUUUUCCAGGACAAGCUCGAGUCUUGGAGACCCCCGAUGACGGAGAGGUCCGGGUUCUGGGAAGACGGUGUGGCUGGAGGAUCAGUUUCCGGUUUCAUAGGUGGUUUGCCGGCGGGUUCACCGGCGAACGUUACGGUCUGUAAGGAUGAGGGUUCCGGCUGUUACAAGACGGUGCAGGCAGCGGUUGACGCUGCACCCGACAACCGGUUAGAUCGUAAGUUUGUCAUCAGUAUCAAGGCCGGUGUGUACGAGGAGAUCGUACGUGUCCCACUGGAGAAGAAGAACUUGGUCUUUAUAGGUGAUGGCAUGGGCAAAACAGUCAUUACAGGCUCCUUGAGUGUGGGCAAGUCUGGCGUUACAACUUACAACACGCCAACCGUCGGGGUUUUAGGAGACGGCUUCAUGGCACGGGACCUGACGAUACAGAAUACGGCUGGACCGGAUGCAGCGCAAGCCGUCGCAUUACGGUUGGACAGCGACCUAUCGAUAAUCGAGAACUGUGAACUCUUGGGCAACCAAGACACUGUUUACGCUCACUCCCUACGCCAAUACUACAAGGGGUGCCACAUAGAAGGCAACGUCGAUUUCAUCUUUGGCAACUCGGCCGCUGUGUUCCAAGACUCGGUCAUUCUGAUCCGUCCACGACAGGUCGAACCAGAGAAAGGUGAGAAAAAUGCAGUGACGGCCCAUGGUCGGACCGACCCGGCCCAGUCCACAGGGUUCGUUUUCCAAAACUGCGUGAUCAAUGGAACGGAUAAAUACAUGAGCUUGUACUACAGUAAUCCCAAGGUUCACAAGAAUUUCUUGGGGAGGCCAUGGAAGGAGUACUCAAGAACAGUCUUCAUGCAUUGUAAUCUGGAAGCCCUUAUUAGCCCACCUGGGUGGUUGCCGUGGGACGGCGACUUUGCCUUAUCAACACUGUAUUACGGCGAGUUUGCGAAUUCCGGUGCCGGUGCAAAUUUGACUGGAAGAGUGAACUGGAGUAAUCAGAUACCCGAGAAGCAUGUCAAUGCCUACUCCUUGCAGAAUUUUAUUCAAGGGGAUGAGUGGAUCCCUACAUCUUCUUGAUCACUGCAACUCCCUUUAGUAGUAAGAGUUGUAUUAUUAGUGAUACAAUCUGGUGGCUUGGUUUCAUUUAUAUGUUCUGAUAAUUACAUCUAUGUUAUUGGAAAGAGAAAAUCUUGAUUGAUAAUAUUUUUUUUUAAUACUUCAGUAAGAAAGUGUUUGUUGGUUUA